UCCUCUUCUGUGUUGAUCAGAUCGGCUUCAGUUCUACAAUUUCUCUUUGUCCGGCUGUCGAGAUUUCCUCCAAAUUCGAUUUUUAUCCAAAAUGUCUCAAGAACAGCUCGUUUCUGCUCAAAAUGAGCAGCCUGCCAUCACUGGGAGAUCUUCCAGAGGGGGUUCCAAUAAGAAGGCACUGGUGGUGGCUGGAGUGACCGUGUUGGCCACCUUGCUCAUUGCAGGUCAGGCCUUCACUGCCUAUUCUGUGUACAAGCACAGCGAGAAGCUCGGCAUGCUGGAGAGACGCUCGGAUCGUCUGCAGGAAAUGACUGUCAGGGCCAGGGUUAAUCAAACCCCAAUGAAGAUGGCCGUACCCAUGAGCGCCGUGCGGUUGAUGGCUGCUGACUUCUCCGACAAGAAGGUGGAGACCACAAGUCCUCCUAAAGCAUCUCUGACUAAGUGCCAGAAAGAAGCUGAAGGUUUGACUCAGGGCUUUCUGCCAUCGUUCAUGCCCAAGUGCGAUGAGCUCGGUGCCUACGCACCUGAGCAGUGCUGGCAGGAGAUGUGCUGGUGUGUGGACAAGAACGGAGUCCCGGUGGAUAACUCUAUGGUGCAUGGCCGUGCUCAGUGCACUGCUACGUUUUAGAUCCUACCCGUAAGAACCGAGGGAUGAAUCCGAACCUACACGAAGAUCCUUCUUCCAUUUAAUUUUUUCUGCCUUUCAGAAAUUAGAAGUGGUGUGAAACUUUAUUAUUAGCAGACAUUUAAGCAUUAAGAGCAUUCUUGGGUUAGUUAAAGCUUCAUAAGCGUCAUCAUAUAACGAUAAGCAUAACGCACUGUCUUGGUUAGUCGGGCAUGUUUCGGUAAACUAUUCUCACUGUUAUUAUCUACAGAUUAUAUCCUUUAAACAGAAUAUGCUAAAUUAUCUGCUCCUUUUUAUCUUUUAUCUAAAACGAUGAGUAAUGCCAGAAAUGAAUGAGAUCUAUGUAAAAAUUUGGAAGAGGUGAAAAUAAAUUUGUACUAAUAAAA
Messenger RNA from Tachysurus fulvidraco (yellow catfish), 1011 nucleotides. It is a transcript of the gene cd74b, whose product is annotated as CD74 molecule, major histocompatibility complex, class II invariant chain b. Gene Ontology annotation, molecular function: macrophage migration inhibitory factor binding; MHC class II protein binding. Gene Ontology annotation, biological process: immune response; intracellular protein transport; antigen processing and presentation. Gene Ontology annotation, cellular component: membrane. NCBI's taxonomy places the organism in Eukaryota, Metazoa, Chordata, Actinopteri, Siluriformes, Bagridae. Bases 92 to 628 code for a protein of 178 amino acids. The record is from RefSeq and is a predicted model, not a curated record. The transcript has 6 exons.